Molecule: messenger RNA, 905 nt
Organism: Vigna unguiculata (cowpea)
Lineage: Eukaryota; Viridiplantae; Streptophyta; Magnoliopsida; Fabales; Fabaceae
Product: Cytochrome c oxidase, subunit Vib family protein
Cellular component (GO): mitochondrion
Source: RefSeq, a predicted model, not a curated record
CAUAGCAUGGCUUAUGCUGCAGCAGAUUCUAACAAAAUUCACACUGAUGUUCUCACCAAAGCGAGAGAAACUUGUUACAAGGCUCGUGGUGCUUUCUAUGCGUGCUUGAAAAAGGAAUCUAACAAGAACCUCACAGAGAUUGCAUAUGUUGGGCUGCUAUAUCCCCUAGAAUGCAAACAAUGCAGGAAUGAAUACGUGAAUCGGUGUCGAUUUUCCUGGGUCAAACAUUUCGAUAGGCAAUACUGCAGGAACACGAGGGUUCAGACACUUUUCGAUCACAUGACAGCAAAAUCUGACAAAAUCCACACUGAUGUUCUCACCGAAGCGAGGGAAGCUUGUUACAAGGCUCGUGAUGCUUUCUAUGCCUGCUUAAAAAAGGAAUCUGACAAGAACCCCACAGAGAUUGCAUCUGUUGGGUUGCUAUAUCCCCUAGAAUGCAAACAAUGCAGGAAUGAAUACGUCAAACAGUGUCGAUCUUCCUGGGUGAAACAUUUCGAUAGGCAAUACUGCCAGAACAAGAGGGUUCAGACACUUUUGGAUGACAAAGGUUCCACCAGAGGUCCUUCCAAUAUUAAACCCAAUACUUGAUUCUUAUCAAUUAUUUACGUAUAGUGUAGUAGAUAUAAUGGGUCAUGUUGAUUUCCCUGAUAGCUUAUCCAUGAUUCUUUGGGUGUAUAUUCGUUGCAUGAUAAAGGAUUUAUAUAGCUUAUGAAUGAUUCUUUGGGUGUUGGUUUGAAUGAAUUUCCUUCUCUUUUUCAAUAUCAAUUGGUGGUUGGAACAAGUAUCUGUAUCUAGGAUUUACAAGUGAGUGGAGAAUACUGUCAUUGUUUAUUCAUGUUAGCAUGGGUGUAAAACUAUACGGAUCACCUUUGUCCUUGUCUAAAAGAAGUGUUUUCAGUUCUUGA